Molecule: messenger RNA, 705 nt
Organism: Cygnus atratus (black swan)
Lineage: Eukaryota; Metazoa; Chordata; Aves; Anseriformes; Anatidae
Gene: RGS18
Product: regulator of G protein signaling 18
Exons: 5
Coding region: 1-705 (234 amino acids)
Source: RefSeq, a predicted model, not a curated record
AUGGAGAACCCACUUCUUUUAUUCCCCCAGCUAAACAUUUCUGCUUCGAAGGAUAAAUCCUAUUACAAAGUCACGAAGUCAGCAGUUAAGGAAGAGCCAAAUAAAGCAAGCAAGGCUGGAGCAAAGCAGAAGAGAAAUAGGCUGAGCCUUCUCCUGCAGAGGUCUGAAUACCACGAAGGUGAACAUCUUGGUAAACCUGGAAACUUGACAAAAGCAUCAAGUGUGUCUCCCGAAGAAGCAGUGAAAUGGGGUGAAUCUUUUGACAAAUUGCUUUCCCAGAAAGCUGGACUGGAUGCCUUUACAAACUUUCUGAAAACUGAGUUCAGCGAGGAGAACAUCGAGUUCUGGAUAGCUUGCGAGGAUUACAAGAAAAGCAAAACUACACAUGAACUUUUCCCAAAAGCUAAGACCAUCUAUGAAACAUUCAUACAAAAAGAUGCUCCAAAAGAGGUGAAUUUGGACUUCCAAACCAAAGAAGUUACAAGUCAGAAUAUUGAACAGCCCGUCAUCACCACCUUUGAUGCAGCACAAAACAUAGUCUACAGGCUGAUGGAGCAAGACAGCUAUCCGCGUUUCCUAAGAUCUGAUCCUUAUUUAAAUUUGGUUAAGGGAAGAAAUCCCAGUCGUCCCACUCUUAGGAGGAGGUCACGAUCUUUUACGGUCAAUGAUUUCCAGGGUGUGCGGCCAGACUUUACUGUUUGGUAA